Molecule: messenger RNA, 734 nt
Organism: Uranotaenia lowii
Lineage: Eukaryota; Metazoa; Arthropoda; Insecta; Diptera; Culicidae
Exons: 3
Coding region: 197-697 (166 amino acids)
Biological process (GO): double-strand break repair via homologous recombination; tRNA processing
Cellular component (GO): Shu complex; nucleolar ribonuclease P complex
Molecular function (GO): zinc ion binding
Source: RefSeq, a predicted model, not a curated record
UGUGGACUAGGCUUUAGUAAAAGUUUUUUUUUUUGUAAACAUUGUACCCAAGACAAUUCGUGACGUCAGUUGCAUUUUCAAACAAACAACCAUCAUCGCUGUACCAGCGAAAACUAGAGAAAAAAAAAUCAUUGUCAACUGCUGUUUAAAUACGAUUCUCGCCUAAGAUACAUAAACACCCUGGCAAGUAACCGCAAUGUUCUCCGCCUCUAACCAAGAUCGUUCAAAGUCAAUAGUCAGUGAAAAUGCGCCCAACAAACCGAGAAAUAAUAAGACCAACGGAAACAAUGGUGGUUCCGGAAAUCCGAACCCGAGCUCCUCCAAGAAAAACGCCCGGCUCUGCCCCGGAAGGGAUGUGUACGAACGUAUGAAUUACCUCUACCAGGCUUCGGUGCUGAUGUCCGAGCUACCUGUUCCGGCUCUUUCUGGAGUCUACGGUAAACUGAUGAAAUCCAUCGGCAAGAAGGCGGUCCUUCGGAUAGAACCAGCCAUCAAACGAACACUUUGUACCAGGUGUGGAGUAGCCCUGAAUCCUGGCUCGACGGCAACUUACAGCGAUCAUCGAAAGAAGAAUUACUGCUACAUUCAAGCCGAAUGCAAACAUUGCGGCUACAGUAAACGUUUUGUCAACCGAAAGAACCAUCAAAUUCACCUGGAAAAUCCAAAAUCGCUUCUCGAAAGUUUGCAUUUCGAAUAGAAUGUUGAAACAGGAAUACACAGACGUUGUAAAAAUA